CAAGCAUUGGUUGGGCAGGUGCUUCUGUCAGCUAAGCAUCUUCAGAGGAACUAAGUUCUUCUUUAACUUGAGCGUCUUCAGAGGAACCAAUUGCUUCUUUAACCAAGAGCGUCUUUCACCUGAGCAUCGCCAAUUGAACCAAAAGCAUUUCUUCAAGAUGGGUCGAGAAAGAAAUGAUCGGUGGAUGCUCAAGUUUUUCAUAUGGAUGUGGAUGACUGUCCAGUCCUUGGCCUCGGCUCCGGCGUCAUCCAAACCACAUAUCAUCUUUCUUCUUGCGGAUGAUUUAGGCUGGUACGAUGUUUCGUGGCAUAACCCGAAGGCGAUAACACCGAACAUGGAGGCCUUGGCGAAUGAGGGAAUCAUUCUGGAACAAUCGUAUGUUCAGCCUCUUUGUACACCCACCCGAUCAGCACUUAUGACUGGGAGAUAUCCCUUCACUAUUGGGAGACAGGGUCCACCCAUCAUGAACACAGUUCCAACAGGACUCCUCCUUAAUGCCACCAUCCUGCCGGAGUCGCUGAAGAAGGCUGGCUAUUCUACACACGCUGUCGGAAAGUGGCACCUGGGAUUCUGCCAUUGGGACUAUACACCAACUCAUCGAGGCUUUGACACAUUUUACGGGUUGUACACUGGGAUGGGUGAUCACUAUUAUCACGACUCUUAUGCAUCAAUGACAGAAACGGGACCACGUGGAUAUGACUUCCGCAACAAUGAUGAGCCAGACUUCAGCGUCAAUGGGACUUACGACACGUACAUGUAUGCAGACUACGUUGAGGACCUGCUCUCUUCGAGGGAUCCUGUAGAGCCAAUGUUCCUGUACGUGGCCUUCCAGAGCAUCCAUUCUCCGAUGCAAGUUCCGGAUGUGUACAGAGAUCCCUUCCGCUAUAUAGGGAAUGAAAGUCGGGAGAUUUCUUUGGGGAUGUCAUACGCCAUGGAUGACGCUAUAGGAAGAGUGGUUACUGCUCUGAAAGCGACAGGACACUAUGAAAACUCCGUCAUUGUCUUCAGCUCAGACGUAAGUAUAAAUACUUUGCACUUCAUCUAAGGCUUAUCUUCGAUAAGAAAUUCGAUCUGAAACUUUUAUACUUGUCAUACUUAACUGUCUUGGAAAGGUGGAAAAAGGACUUAAGGGAGUUUAUUAAGUAUAUCUUAGUUUAACCAGACCACCGAGUCGAUUAACAGCUCUCCUUGGGCUGGACCGAAGGAUUAGAGAUUUUUACGUAGCUAGGAGGUAAUUGGUUACAUAGCAACGGGACCUACAGCUUAUUGUGGGAUCCGAACCAUAUUAUAUUAAGAAAUUAAUUUCUAAUCACCAGAAACCAAUUCCUCUGAUUCCACGCUGCCAGAGGGGGGAAUCGAACUCGGGAUUACCGUAUUGGUAGGCGAGCGCGUAAACCACUCGUCCAACGAGGAACUACGGGAGUUUAUUACUACACAAGCAAAUUUACCCCAAAUAUUCUCAUUACGAUUAAAUGAAAACUGUUACGUUCCUGUUAAAUAUAUUAGGCUACAAUUGUGAAUGUAUCCAACAACAGACAUCUAGCAUACAAACAGGAGAAACAAAAGAAAUGCUUGAUGGAAUAGCGAGAUGAGAGCGAAAUGCAUUGUACAAUGAAUUAAGAGUUGAAAAGCGAAAGGUAAGGAGAAAAUGAAUAUUUGGGAUAGGUUUUAGCAAGGGUCUCAAGGUGAAACCGUGACUGCAUUGGCAAGAAGUAACUGCUGUCAAAAAAUAAUGAGCAAAUGGAUCUUAGAAUAACAGAAGUAAAAGAAUGGACGAUACCCAAAGAAAAUGCACUCUGUCCACAGGAUGCAAUAAAGGCAAAAUAAAACUGAAUACCCCAAGAUUGUCUGGGAACAUGUAAUGCGAUCAACAGAAAAAUAACAGUUAAAUGACACUUGGAGUUGAAAGGAUUAAAAGUGAGGUGUUAUGGAAUAAUUAAGUGACUCACUAUACUCUGUUUUUUUCCAUCUGUCCAUCCGCCUGUGGUGUUUUUGUAUGGUAACACUGCGUCCCGGGCUUUAAAUAGUUACGCUAUGUGUAAGUUUUAGGUAAAUGAAAGGAUAUCUGGGUGUACAUUUGCAACUGAAAAGUGUUUUAAUACUUUACUGUAUGCGAAUUACACCGUUAAUAUUCGAAAUAGGAUAUUAUUAUUAUUGUUGAAUGUAAGCUGAAUGUAACUAUCUAAAGCCCGGGACGCAGUGUUACCAUACGCAAACACCACAGGCGGAUGGACAGAUGGAAGAAAACCGAGUAUAGUGUGUGAGGCAUGCUUGGUUGAAGCAUAUUUUUCGAUAAUUUAUUGACUGUUUAAUUUGAAAAGUAACAAGUGUAAAUAGUCAUAGCACCAUAACUCAAACUUGUACAUAUAGGAAAAGUUUACCAAAAAAAGGUGAGAUACAUAACAGCGUUUUAAACAAUAGAUAUGGUGACCUUGACACAUCUUCAGGUAGAAUUAAUAGGAUAAAAUGUGAGUUUUAAGUGUUCAUAGUGUAGAAAUUAAUUUGGUAAGACUGAUUAAUUUUUAUUAUGAAAGUUAUUUUUUUAAUACAGACUUGAAAAUUAUUAGUUUUAUGUCGGAGUUUUUAUUAUGUGUUUUUUUUUUACACUUUAUACGUGAAAGUGACUAUUUUUAUGUAAGAGUUGGUCUCUAACCAGGGUAAGUUAUGCAUCCGUGGCUUUAAUACUUUCUGUAUGAAAUUAGUCAAGAAAAAAUGGAUGUAGGAGCAUAUAUAUUUGGCAAAAUUACCAUAAUAUAUAAAAUUAUACUAAUAGUGUUCUAUUUUUUAAAGAAUGGUGCUAUGCAAAUAACGGCAUCAACUGGCCCCUGAGGGGAGGUAAAAGUACCCUUUGGGAAGGGGGCACCCGUGCCCCAGGGUUCAUCCACUCUCCGCUCUUGACAAAAAUUGGAUUCAAGUCUCAAACACUUUUCCACGUCACCGACUGGUUUGCAACUCUGGUGGGAUUGGCUGGAGGAGAUGUCCCUGAAGGAACCGAUGGGUUUGACCAAUGGGAAGCUCUCACCAUGGAAACGGAGUCCCCAAGGACCUCCUUCGUCUAUAACUUGAAUAGUGACCCCAAGAACGGUACUGAAUUAAACGGAGCUUUCAGGAAAGGUGAAUACAAGCUGAUGGUCGGCAACAUGAAGGGAGGUCAAUGGAUAGAACCACCAGAGGGCUUUGACGAAGGAGCCCCAAGAAGCUAUGAUGCUGUUAGUGGAAUAACUGUGGUAGAGUCGCCUGUCCAACUCUACAAUGUUAUAGAGGACCCCGAGGAACGCCACGACGUCGCCGACAGCUACCCAGAAAUAGUGGCCGAAUUGCUGGAGGACCUGGAACGGGAGUUCCAGCGUUUGGUGCCAGUGGACAACCCUCCACAGGACCUCAGCAGCGACCCGAAGUAUUUCGAAGGCGUGUGGAGUCCUGGAUGGUGUGACCCUCGCUAAUUUAUUACUUCCGCUCCCGUUUAGUCUUUUCCAAAUAAGCGCGUUCGCCUUUCUGGAUUUGGGAUCGUCCUCGUGACUUCUAAACACUGUUGCAUGUUUCUGAGCGUUCGUUUUUGGGAUGAGGUUGCUAGCUUAAUGCCCCUUACGUUAGGUAUUAGUGUGGGAACCUAAGGGGGAGAUGGAACCAUAGUAAAAUGUACAAUUUGAAUAAAACGUAAUACGCAUUUA
This is a messenger RNA of Macrobrachium nipponense, 3671 nucleotides long. Its product is annotated as arylsulfatase B-like. Lineage: Eukaryota; Metazoa; Arthropoda; Malacostraca; Decapoda; Palaemonidae. The transcript has 10 exons. Bases 158 to 1045 code for a protein of 295 amino acids. The record is from RefSeq and is a predicted model, not a curated record.